Molecule: messenger RNA, 2559 nt
Organism: Ostrinia furnacalis (Asian corn borer)
Lineage: Eukaryota; Metazoa; Arthropoda; Insecta; Lepidoptera; Crambidae
Product: ATP-binding cassette sub-family G member 1
Exons: 13
Coding region: 327-2210 (627 amino acids)
Biological process (GO): transmembrane transport
Cellular component (GO): plasma membrane
Molecular function (GO): ATP hydrolysis activity; ABC-type transporter activity; ATP binding
Source: RefSeq, a predicted model, not a curated record
CUCGGUCGGUGGCGGAGCGAGCCUGUGUCACUUUCUAUUCUCGAUCCGCGUUCAAACUCGCGCGUCGAUAGCUUUUGUUUUCAAUUAGUUUAAGUGGAAUGACAAGUGAAGAACGCUGUUUUAUUAAAAAGGACGCUUCGAGUGGAUUAUUACUGACAGGAACUCGAUAAGGGACUCGAACUAGAAGAUUCUUUCUGAAUCACUGCCGCGAAUGAUAAGCUGUGAAUGCUGUGAUCAGUCAGAGUGGAACGGUCGAGUGGGGCGAAUGGGAAUGCGAAGUGAGAAGUGACUCGAAAAGUCCAGUCGAAGACAGUGCAGCGUCGAAAAUGGCGCCAAUAGACUUCGACGAAACCGGCAACAACAAUAUCGUGCCGCUUCUUCCGAGAAACACAGUGCAGCUCGAGUUUAGAAACAUAACAUGCUCUAUGAAUUCAUUUUCAGUCAACAAACUUCGUUUCGAACGAAGGGACAUCCUAAAAGGUGUCGAUGGAUGCUUCAGGCCUGGAGAGCUGACCGCGAUCAUGGGUCCGUCGGGCGCCGGAAAAACCACGCUGCUUAAUAUUCUGGCCGGCUACUUAACCCGAGGAGCAAAGGGCGAGAUCUCAGUGAACGGGAUAUGCGCGUGCGCAUCCAAAUCGUCGGGCCGCGGCGGCGCGCGCUACAUUCGGCAACAGGACGACUUGCGCGCGCACCUCACGGUAUACGAAGCCAUGUCCUUGGCUGCUGCGCUCAAACUAGCUGACUUCACUUCACAGGAGAGAAAAGAAAAGGUCUACGAAAUCCUAGCGCUGUUGGGUUUAAGCGGAGCGGCACAGACCCUCUGCCGAGACCUUUCAGGAGGACAGAAAAGAAGACUUGCCGUAGCCUUAGAAUUACUGUCAGAUCCUUCCCUCAUGUUCCUUGACGAGCCCACGACGGGUCUAGAUUCUUCAGCGUCUGCUUCUUUGAUAGCCUUACUAAACAGCCUUGCCAGAGGUGGCAGGACACUAAUAGCGACCAUCCACCAACCUUCUGCACUACUAUUCGAGAAGAUUGACUCGGUCUACUGUUUAGCUGCCGGCAGGACUCUUUACCAAGGAUCCAGAGAACAGUUACUACCAGCAUUAGCCAGUGCUGGCCUGAGAUGUCCUCCUUACCACAAUCCAGCUGAUUUUCUAAUGGAGGUGGCGUCAGGUGAAUACGAGGUGGACCUCGUAAGGGCAGCGAAGACCAUGGAAGUGUUCAGGUCGGAUCCCACAGCCACGAGGACGUAUGAGGCUCACGUACCCACCAUACCUGCUUUACCAGGACCUUUAGAUAUAACCUCGGAGCUAAAACCGAAGCACCUACUAGUGAAUUCAAAACACCAACAAAAAGCCUCCAAAAACAUUUAUAGGCCAUCCGGUCUCCUCAGGCAAACGUGGAUCCUCUUAUAUAGAAAUUAUUUAAUGACAACAAGAAAUUAUUCCUUAUUCAUGUACCGCGUGGCAGCGCAUGUGGUGAUCGCUCUCAUCUUCGGCUACCUAUACCUGGGCGUGGGAAGCGAAGCCAGCACAGUGCUGGGCAACUAUGUAUAUCUUUAUGGGUCGAUGCUGCUAGUGGUGUACACUGGGAAGAUGUCCGUCACGCUCUCAUUUCCGUUGGAGAUGGACAUACUAAAAGGGGAAUAUUUCAAUCGAUGGUAUAAGCUGGGUCCGUAUAUCGUCUCUAUUCUAGCCGUGGAAUUGCCUUUUCAGAUGAUCUCAUGCGUGUCAUACGUAGUGCUGUCGUACUGGCUGACGGACAACCCGCUAGAGCCGACGCGCGCCACGCUGUUCCUGGCCACCAUCGUGGCCACCUCGCUGUGCGCUCAGGCUUGGGGCUACUUCAUCGGCUCAACCACCCCCACUAAGAUCGCAGUAUUCGUGGGCCCAGUGGUCGCGUGUCUGUUCUCCGUGUUCGGAUUCUGCCUGGCGCUCUCCGACACGCCCUACGUGUUCCGGUGGCUCCACCACAUCUCGUACUUCCGAGCUGGCUUCCACGUGGCCGUCCAUUCUGUCUACGGCUUCAACAGGACCAAGAUUCACUGUUCUAAGAUGUACUGCCACUACAUCACGCCUAGCAAGUUCCUGACGGAGAUGGACAUGGCGGAGGUGGACGUGGGCGGCAACAUGGCGCUGGUGGUAUCCACCACGGUGCUCAUGCAUCUGCUCACCUGCACCGUGCUAUGGUUCCGGCUUAACAAGAGAUGAGACCGUCAGUUCAGUUCGAACACUUCUAUGUGUACUACUAGAUAGGAUACAAAAUGACUCACUAAAUUGUUAUCUGGAAGUCUCUAGUUUAAAUAAAUAAGUACACAGCAAAAAUAAAAAGGACACUGCAAUGGUGACUAUGUACCAAGCUUGGUGGACGUAGGCGGAAAUAUGGCGCUGGUGGUGUCCACCACGGUGCUCAGGCAUCUACUCACCUGCACCGUGCUAUGGUAUAGACUUAAUAAAAGAUACGACCUUCAGUUCACUUUACUUCUAUGUACAGUCACGGAAUGAAAAGGUUCGUCAGUUUUCAAAUUGAUUCCCUCAACGAAUCGCGAACACAUAUUAA